Cucurbitaria berberidis CBS 394.84 is the source of this 2022-nucleotide messenger RNA. RefSeq lists its product as uncharacterized. The record is from RefSeq and is a predicted model, not a curated record. Lineage: Eukaryota; Fungi; Ascomycota; Dothideomycetes; Pleosporales; Cucurbitariaceae. The transcript has 7 exons. Bases 1 to 2016 code for a protein of 671 amino acids.
AUGUCCGGGCAAAAGAGGACCCGCAAGCGACCCAACCCAACUCCGUCCAGGUCCCGUACGAUCGACCCUGUACCCGGCCCUGAACGACCUGCAAAACGCCGGUCGACGAUUGAAACCACUUCUAAUCAGCCCGACUUCCGUCUCGCAAUCGACUUCGGCACUAAAUACACUACUGUUGCCUGCGCUAGAGGCUCUGGGACUGGAAAGGCCAUCUUCACAAUCCAGGAAUUCCCAGAUGACCCAACGCCUCACAGGGCUGACAGACAAGUUCCUACGGAAAUCACAUAUUCUCAAGACAGAACGCAAGCGCUAAAGAUUACCUAUGGGUAUGAGAUAGAAAGACAACGCGAAUUCCCUGAUGGUGACUAUGUAGAACUGGGACAUGUCACAAACGUCAAGCUGCUGUUAGACAAGAGUUCGUACUUGAAGCCUAUGAGGAAAGAGCUGAUGGAGGUGCUUAAGAAGCUUAAGGCAGCUCAGAUCAUUAAGAAGGAUGAAAAAGUCAUCUUCGAUCUACUAGUGUGCUAUCUGCAGCACACGAAGGAUAUCUUACGACGAGACCAUGGUCUCGACAAUGGUAGUAAAGUGGAGAUUACGUUCUGCGUUCCUGUGUGUUGGAAUCCUUCUGCAAACGCAAGGAUGAGCGCGUGCUUGCAGGAGGCUAUGAGGAAGGUUCAUCUUGGCGUUGAUAACGGCGGUGUCUGCAACCUCUUCAUGGUCAACGAAGCUGAAGCUGCCGCAACGUAUACAUUGACCUCCACGUUCUAUCCGCCAAAGGGGGGUGAAGUGUUCGUACUCUUAGACUGUGGUGGGGGUACUACAGAUGUCGGGGUAUACACAAUCGGCCGCGAAUACCCUUUUCGACUUGGUAGGGAAGUUACUCCUGCGACUGGCGUAGUAUGCGGGUCUGGGGACCUGAACAGGCGAUUUCGCGAGUUCUCGGUCCAACAACUCCAGAAAGCACAGAUUCCGGAGAAGGACACAUUUGAGACUGAGAGAAUAGUCGAUUCGGACCUGAUGCCACGUUUCGAGAAUCUGGUCAAGCGAUCUUUCUCACUGAAGGCCAAAAAAGCCGACAGGAGCCCUUUGUACCCAUUCCCAAUUAGGGGAUUGCAAAGAGUUGAGGGGAACAGCCGAAUCAGAGACAACUCUUUUGUAUUGAGCUUCGAAGAUAUGGAGAAAAUAUUCAUGCCUAGCCUCACGACGAUCUCGAACCUGAUGGAGAAACAAAUCAGUAAUGCAUUGAAGUAUGCCAACGUAGACAAGGUCGCGUUGGCCGGCGGUUUCGGCGACUCCCCAGCACUGAAGGAAGCUAUCACCGAUACCCUUAUCCGAAUUAAUGAAACGCACAAGACGAACAUUAAGCUACUCGCAGCUCCUUCGAAUACAGGAGCUGUUGGUGUCGCCACCGGCGCCCUGCUACGGGCUCAAAAUAAAGAGUACGGCCCCGCAAGAGUGCCUUGUCAGAGCAUCGGCAUCUAUCAACAUAUCCGGAACGAACCACAUCUGUACUCGGAUGAGGUCCUUGAUCACGAUGAAGAUGACUGGAAGGUGUUAAUUGACGGACAGAGAUAUAUUGAGAAGACUAUCAAGUGGAUCAUCAAGGUGGGAGAAGGCGAAUUUGAGCCUGUGCACGAGUUUGAAUGGGAAGACCUACAAGUCUUUCAUCGCUUGUCUAACAAUUGGAACGCUGAGCAUGAUCUGUUCGCGUCUGAUGUAUGUACAGAAGACUUCUAUACGCGCUCACACGCUCGAAAUUGGGGCAAGACGUUCUAUAUUGGCAAGGUCGUGUUUAACCUUAUGCCUCUUAAGGAACAUAUCGAGUUGUAUGUCCCCAAGAACGGGGAAGACGGAGAAGAGAGAUUUGAGUGCAAAAUUCUUAUUAAGAUGAAGCUCAUUGAUAAGCAUUUAGACUUCACUGCCUACUGGCCAGCUGAUGGCCCCCAUCUGAUUACUAUCAAGGGGUGCCACAAGCAUAUCAACGUGGUGUCGGCUUUUGCAUCUGGAACGGCGUAGACGGCG